GCGGCCUCCCUCUGCCCUAAUAUGCCACGUGAUGGCGCAGGCGCUGAAACUGUCAGCUUUGUUACCAUGGCUCCGGCACCAACGGAGGAGCAGAAGCUGCUGUAUUCCAAUGUUGGCGCCUCGCCGGGCAGCCAGCUCAGCUUAGAACAGCAGCCAACUGGUGGCGACGACUUUGGGAUGAAUAAGAUUACCCUGACCUCAAUGGACCCCGAGGAGGUUAUGAUUAAUCUGAACGAUCCACAGAAAUCGAUAGCCAGCGUGGACGAAAUUAAGCAAGCGUCCAGUCCAGGCACCAUGCUUCUCUUGUUUGUCGUUUUCAUCACCUUCUUUGUGGGCGGAUGCGUGGGCAUUGUGUGUGUGAAAGCGAAGAACCGCCUGGAUGGUCAAAUGGACGACAGCCACCACAAUAACUUUGGCAAGCCUAUACAAUUUAAAACCCAGAAUACCGGCAAGGACAUCAAUCUGCUGAUGGGCUCCAAUCCCUAUGUCACCACACAGAAAACGCCGAAUUUGGAUAUUGAAAAGGAUCGUAGUCAUGAGUGCAAAAACUCCACAGAACAUUUGGAAAAGGAGCUGCCCUGCAAGACGUCCACGCUGACGAAAGUGAAACGCACUUACAUUUAAUGUGGAAGCAGCAGCCGUAGCAGAUCCCUCUGCAAAAUUAGUCGAAUUUCUCUAUAUAUUCUAUAACAUAUUUUCGUUGUUUAUGUUGCUCUGUUAGUUGUACGAGUAGUAACCCCCCCACCACAUCCCGCGAACGGAACAGACAACAGCUUCGGGGAUGCGUUUGAAACGCGUCUCAAGAGUACGGCGCAGAAGCUGUUGCACCAUUUUUUAUAUGUUAGCGUCACUAAUAUAAUUUAAUUGUAUGUAUUAAUUGUUUAAGUUAUCUCUACCGACGCACAAAAGUUACUGAAUUCGUCGCCUUGAUUCAUAUUCUCGAUGGCCAUUUUGUCAUUCCUUGAGUUUUCUUGUGUCUGAUUUUUAAAUGGAUAAGAACGUUUGAUUAGCGCGCUUCUUUCUGAUUGAUUACCAUCUAACUUAUCAUAUAGUCUUAUGUUAAUAUUAUUUUUACGUUCGGUGAAUAAAGACGCGCAGGUUAAACUAAUAGCU
This is a messenger RNA of Drosophila miranda, 1113 nucleotides long. RefSeq lists its product as uncharacterized. The record is from RefSeq and is a predicted model, not a curated record. NCBI's taxonomy places the organism in Eukaryota, Metazoa, Arthropoda, Insecta, Diptera, Drosophilidae. The transcript is spliced from 3 exons. Bases 22 to 624 code for a protein of 200 amino acids.